UGGGGUAUGUAUUAUUGUAAUUGUAAUCAAUCACUAGGUAGGUACGUACGUUUUUGUGUGUAUCAGACAGAGCUGAGAAGAAACUGUUUUGAGUUAUAAUAACGUAAUGCUAUAAAUUCGUAAGAUCAUUUCUGCAUAAAUGCAAAGUGACUGUAACGAGUGAAAAUGAGCAAUAGGAAGGAGAGCUUGAAGAAGUCUUUAGGGAUAACGGAGUACCCUUGGAGUUCAGAUGAUGAUGAAACUGAGAGAUCUCAGGCAGUUCCUGAGUUUUCUGUGAGAAGAGCUCGCAAUGAACAAGAGAUGUCAAAUCGUGGAAAUGGAUCUGAUGCACCUGGAACUAGUGCUCAACCUCCACCAACGUCGGCACCUUCCCAAUCGUCCCCAAGGAGGAGUCAGCUCUUCUGGUCUUUGUCCCUGAGCAAUCCUCACAGAAUGUCAGCUAUUAGUGUUCCUAGAAACAGUUCCAGGCUAGAGGUGCCGCUGUCUUUAGUUUCGCGGCCGUCGCAUUCAUCGGAAGGGCGAGGCGAGCGUUCUUCCGCCUCUACCAACCGCAAUAACGCAGCGUUGGACGUCCAGCGCAUCUUCGCCUUCCGCCGACUCAACCGGAACCUCAACAACUACCGCGCGAGUAGAAGCGGGUCACACCUCUACGCUAUCCCGCGCAGCGAGCGACGCAGUUCAGCUCGAAAUAGCAGAGACUCAAUAUACUCCACGCCAUCAGUCGCGCUCUCAAACAACGUCACGGCGCUUAUCAAAGCCAGAUCGAGAAGGAAUUUGCCGCGUCAUUCAUCACAAUCUGCCAGAAAUGUGAACCCCACGCUUACUGAGGCAGUGAUGGUAGACACUGAAGAGGCGAACAGAGGCAUCUGGCGACCCCUGGCCGACCCCUCUCUGCCUAUCAGCCCGGGAUCAUUAGGAGGCAUCGAGUCUAACGUUCAAACUGUUAACUUAGACCAAUCUGAUGAAUUAGAUGAAUUGGUCCUCCCAGAUGAGAGCUCAUUGACAGAACCUAACAACAGGAAUGAUACUGGCAUGGAGUCAGAAACAGGCGAAGGUGGAUCGCACAACGUGUCGGGCGUAUCGCUAGAGGAGGAGAUAGUUGAGAUCGACGUGGGGACCGACCCGCCGCCGCAGCCUAACGAGAACAACAUCGUCGCCCGCUCCGAUGACCACUCGCCUAAUGAGGAGCAUGCUGUGGCAAACACGAGCUCAGCAAGUGAUGACGCUCCACAACAGCAAGGAGUCAAACGUAAAAGAGAAUCUGAUGAAGAUAAUAUUGAUCCCUGUACGGUGAAAGAAUUCAACCAGAACCUGCUCCGCGUGCUGGAGUGCCCGGUGUGCCUGGAGUGGAUGGAGCCGCCGAUGACGCAGUGCCGCCGCGGGCACCUGGUGUGCGGCCGCUGCCGCGCGCGGCUAGCCUCCUGCCCCGUCUGCCGCACCGCCUUCUCUUCCGUCAGGAACCGCGCUAUGGAGAGCGUGGCGGAGAUGCUGCGCUACCCGUGCCGGCACGGCUGCGGGCGCGACCUGCGCCUGCGCCGCCGCAACACGCACGAGGCGUCAUGCGCCGCGCGCCGCUACCGCUGCGUCGCGCCCGCCUGCACCGACCGCGCCGGCAUCGCCUUCCAUGAGCUCUCGCAUCACUUCCAGGUAUACUUCUUCAUAUGUCUCAUGAAGUUGUUAUAUAUAUUGAGUUUUUACAAUAUGUUUUUAUUGUAUUGUUUGUCAUUGCAGAACAAGCACUUGUCUAUGGUGAAGAUUGGUCGCAAGCACAAGUUCGCAAUGAAGGUGAACUCUGAACAGCAUGACAACUGGAUUAUCAUGGCGUUACACCAAAUAUUUCACUUGCGCGUUGACGUCGACAUCCGCACGUGGGGCGUCGUUGUCUACGUCGCAUACCUCGGACCCAAGUGUAAUGCCAACCAGUACAAUUAUGAGGUGACGCUCAUCGGUCAACACAACUCUCGCAAGUUGAUGUACACACGCACAACGCACUGCGACCUGGAGUGCUCGUCGUUAAACGUGAGCCGGCAGGACUGCUUCCACCUCACGCUGGACCAGGCGCUCAACUUCCUCCGCGUCAAGAACCGCCACUGCGAGCCGGAUAAGUUCCUCUACUUCAAUGUGGAGAUCACCAAGAAUGAGGUCCCCGAGGCGCGGGAGGAGUCCGACUCCUGAGACGAGUCGUACCGGUGCGAGGGCGCGGCGGGGGGCGCGGCCCGCCGACCCCGCCGAGCGCGGCCAGCCCUCGCCUGCGUCUUCUCACGCCCGUGCAGUUGCAACCGGUACUUCUAAAGACAAUGUUCGUGGCCGCGUUAUAGACAACGCAACCGCGCUACAACGACCGUACAUACAACUCGAUCGUCUUCGUUUUCUACUCGUUUUCUUUAAUGAAUAGGGGUACAAAAAUGUUUAUACAUAAUGAAGAUUAAUUUAUUACAUAUUGUGAUCUCAUCGGGGAGUUUUUUAUAAACAGAUUUUAAAAAUCGAUACUUAAGGCGUCUGAAUUAUGCUAUUAUUUUUCGCUGUUAUUUUUAUUGUAAUUUAAAAGAAAGUAUAAGUUUAUGAAUAAUUGUUUAGUGUACACAGAGACAUAUGUUUCACAUUUAGCAAUAGUAAGUAGAACUGGAUGUGGGUCAGUGACAAUUAGCUGACUAGUUAUAAUUACUCUCUUAUAUGCCGUAGUACCUUCAUGUCUGUAGCCGAUCUCUGUUGUAUACUGAUCUGAGUGUUAAUUAACAGAAUAAAAUAAUAAAAUGUUCAAUAUCCAA
This is a messenger RNA of Pectinophora gossypiella (pink bollworm), 2768 nucleotides long. Its product is annotated as E3 ubiquitin-protein ligase siah-1-like. The transcript has 14 exons. Gene Ontology annotation, biological process: multicellular organism development; proteasome-mediated ubiquitin-dependent protein catabolic process. The record is from RefSeq and is a predicted model, not a curated record. Lineage: Eukaryota; Metazoa; Arthropoda; Insecta; Lepidoptera; Gelechiidae. Gene Ontology annotation, cellular component: cytoplasm. Bases 166 to 2175 code for a protein of 669 amino acids. Gene Ontology annotation, molecular function: ubiquitin protein ligase activity; ubiquitin conjugating enzyme binding.